UUCUGCCACCCAUUCAGUGUAGAAGACUAAUUCAAGCAUUCACUGCAGAGUCACAGGCUGUACUUGGAUUGACAUCUCUGCAACAGAAUCCACUUCCAACACCUGGUCCCAUGGAGGAUUCUCCAUCCAGAGAAACUGCUGUACCAUGGCACAAAAUGCCUCCAAACCUUAUGCUUUCUUUAAGUGAAAAGAAGAGACCAAAGCCUAAAGAGAGAAGAGAGCUGGUCCGGAUAGUCAUUGAUGAUGUAGUCAGUAAAGUGCGUGGAAGACCUGGAAGAGCAAAGCUGCGGGAGAUUGCCAAGAAGAUUGUAGAUCAAUAUCCCUGUUCUUUUCAAGACAGAGAGGUCAGCGGAACCAAAAUCAUCGGAACAGGAUAUGAUUCUCUCUUCAUACAGCUAGAAAACAGACUUGAAAAUAUUAGUAGGCCAAUCACCUUCAGCUCAACCACGAGACCAGCAGUGAGUGAAGAUGCAGUGAAGAGAAAGUCCGCACUCUCAGAUCGUUAUGGGUGUGUGGAGUGGCAGCCUGCUGUUGAGAAUAUAACAGAACUAGAGUCUAAACAGGAUGACUUGAAAAGUAGCUUCAGGACCCGCCAUCUACAGGAGUCUUAUGUUCGCAAUUUAAUGGCUGAAACAUAUUCCAUCCAACGUGCAACAAUCAACAAAGGAAGCACUCUAAAAACAGUACUUGAAGAGUGGCCCUUCCUUUUUGAAGCUGUUCACCUGUUUGACCACACAUGUACCCUCCUUGGCUUACCAGUGCAGACAAAGCUGGCAGAAGAAAUAUCCAGAAAGGGAAAGAACAUCAAAGACUUCCUCGACUCAAAUGGGAUGAAAAUGCCACCAGGUGAAGAUCCAGUACAGCUCAUCUCGGGCAUUGCAGAAUACUUCAAGGAAAAGCCUGAUCUCCUUUUCUACCAAAGUGAGGAGUCUACUGCCGCUGGACUGAGCAUCCCAAGCACCCCCUGUAUCCUAAUCAUGGAUGAUAGACGAUUCAAGAUUGCCGUCGACCAGGAAGUUGUGAAUGACCACAUCAAUUCACCCAUUGUGGCCCUGAGCUACGCUUUCUCCUUGUUUUAUGUAUUAAACAUAAAAUACCCAAAGGAGAUGUCACUCACCCUGGAAUUCAUACAGAGAGUUUUCCUGGGAAUCAAUCCGGAUCGUGGGUCAAAGGCAGAAAAAAAGGGAACAAAGCACCAGCACAUUCCUCCAAGACUGCUCAAGUUCCUGCGUGACCUCAACAACUUUGAAAAUCCGUGGAUGGCUGUAUCAGUAGGGUUAGUAGGGUAGAUGUCUGUGGAUGUUUGUGUUACUUUGCCUUUUUUGUGGUUUUUCCCAAAAGCAAACUUUUUUUUUCUUAAUUUAUUGUUUUGUUUUGAGAGAGCUCUUGAUACAAAGA
Messenger RNA from Melanotaenia boesemani (Boeseman's rainbowfish), 1398 nucleotides. RefSeq lists its product as uncharacterized. Lineage: Eukaryota; Metazoa; Chordata; Actinopteri; Atheriniformes; Melanotaeniidae. Bases 111 to 1289 code for a protein of 392 amino acids. The record is from RefSeq and is a predicted model, not a curated record. The transcript is spliced from 5 exons.